UGAUUAGUCACCCAAAUUGACAAUGGAUCCUCUCCUGCACGCUUUCUCUUCAUUCCCUCUCCAGCAUAAAUCUGAACCGUUAGAUGAAUGAUGAAUCUGAGGGAUGAAAUUAAAAACCGGAAAAAGUCUCUAAACGCAUCAAUCCCGUUUCUCUCUCCCGAGCUUCAACAGCCAACUCACCUGCAAAAAAUGGGCAACCAAUGAGUGGUUGAUUAUAGAUAGUUGCAAAAAGGCUCCUUUGUUAGGCUUACACAGUUCGAGUUCAUCUGCAAGGUUAUCUUUAUUUAUUUAUUUCAUCCAUCAGAUUUAUCCAUGGAUCAGGCUUUUGCUGUAGAGAGAUGGAGUUUAUGCAGGAGCGGAUCCAAAUUUCAUAGUAGUAAUAAAGCAAGGAUGUUAAUAUUUAAAUCAAAGAAAUGCACAUGCAUAUAUUAUAUUUGAUAUGCUCAAAAUGUUAUCUGAACCCACAAUGUGUUGUCGGGGGAGACUCAACAGCUAUUGGAUGGUCAUGAAACCUUGAAGUAAAGCCAUGUUCAACAAAACAGUCCUUACUCCUUAGUCCUUACUGUUAACUCUGCUCUAUCUGCAUUGAUGUCGAGCCAGUCAUUCACAUAAUUUAGCUUCACUUUCAAUUUUCACAAUCCUUUCUUCUUCUUGAUCAGGCCAUUUCUUUCCAACCAUGCCAGUACUAGAAACCCUUGGUGGUGCUCUUUUCGGUGCUGUCCUUCAGGUGCUGUUGGACAAGUUGGAUUCUUGUCAUGUUUUGGACUACUUUCGUGGACGAAAGCUCGAUGAGAAGCUGCUGUACAAGUUGAAGGCAACGCUUCGGUCCAUCGAUGCUGUGGUUGAUGAUGCAGAACAAAAGCAGUACAGCUAUUCACGGGUGAGAGAGUGGCUUCUUGAGGUCAAACAAGCUGUGCUUGAUGCUGAGGAUCUCCUCGAUGAAAUAGACUGUAAAGCUUUGAAAUACAAGCUGGAAGAUGACUCUCAAACCACUACUAGCAAGGUGAGGAAUUUAUUAAAUGUUUUUUCUCUCAGUUCCAUUGACAAGGAAAUUGAAUCAAGAAUGAAACAACUACUUGAUCUCCUAGAACUUCUUGCAAGCCAAAAGAGUGAUUUAGGUUUGAAAAAUGCUUGUGAUGUUGGGAUUGGAUCAGGAUUGGGUAGUAAUGUGUUAAAGAUAUUGCCGCAGACAUCACUGGUGGCUGAAGAUGUUAUUUAUGGCAGAGACGAUGAAAAAGAAAUGAUCCUUAAUUGGCUAACAUCUGACAUUGAUAGCCGUAGCCAGCUGUCAAUAUUUUCUGUUGUGGGUAUGGGCGGAUUGGGUAAGAGCACACUUGCUCAACAUGUAUACAAUGACCCACAGAUAGAGGCUAAAUUUGCUAUCAAAGCUUGGGUCUAUGUUUCGGAUGAUUUUGAUGUUUUGAAGGUAAUAAAAGCGAUUAUUGGGGCAAUCAAUAAAUCAAAAGGUGAUAGUGGAGACCUAGAAAUACUUCAUAAAUAUUUGAAAGAUGAAUUGACAGGAAAGAAGUUUUUUCUCGUUCUGGAUGAUGUUUGGAAUGAAGAUCGAGACCAAUGGAAAGCUUUGAAAACUCCUCUUAAAUAUGGGGCUCAGGGAAGUAAAAUUCUUGUCACGACACGCAGUAACAAUGUUGCUUCUACCAUGCAGUCAAAUAAAGUCUGCCAACUAAAGACAUUACAAGAAGAUCACAGCUGGCAAGUUUUUGCUAAAAAUGCAUUCCAAGAUGAUAGUCUCCAAUUGAAUGUUGAGCUGAAGGAGAUUGGUACAAAGAUCGUUGAAAAGUGCAAAGGAUUGCCUCUAGCCUUGGAAACAGUUGGAUGUCUUUUACGCACAAAAAGGUCAUCUGUUUCAGAGUGGGAAGGUGUAAUGAUAAGCAAGAUAUGGGAUUUAAGAAUAGAAGAUAGUAAAAUUCUCCCUGCUUUAUUGUUGAGUUAUUACCAUCUUCCAUCUCACCUUAAGAGAUGUUUUGCUUAUUGUGCUUUAUUCCCCAAAGAUCAUGAGUUUGACAAGGAGAGUUUAAUUCUGUUAUGGAUGGCUGAAAAUUUUCUGCAAUGCUCUCAACAGAAUAAGUCUCCAAAAGAAGUUGGUGAACAGUACUUCUAUGAUCUAUUGUCAAGGUCCUUCUUUCAACAAUCAAACAGAGACAACAAAACGUGUUUUGUCAUGCAUGACUUUCUCAAUGACUUGGCAAAAUAUGUUUCUGGUGACAUUUGUUUUCGGUGGGGGGUUGAUGAAGAAGAAAAUAUACCAAAGACAACCCGUCACUUUUCAUUUGUAAUUACAGAUUUUCAAUAUUUUGAUGGGUUUGACAGUUUAUAUUAUGCUCAAAGGCUACGUACAUUUAUGCCCAUAUCUAGGACAACAAGUUUUAUUGAUAAAUGGGAUUGCAAGAUUUUAACACAUGAGUUUUUCUCCAUGUUUAAGUUCUUACGCGUCUUAUCUUUCUCUGGUUGUCGUGACCUUGAAGGGGUGCCUGACUCUAUAGGCAAUCUCAUACAUCUGGGUUCAUUAGACCUUUCACAUACUCGCAUAAAGACACUACCCGAUUCAACAUGUUCACUUUGUAACUUGCAAAUACUGAAGCUGAACUGUUGUUUCUUUUUGGAGGAGCUGCCCAUAACUUUGCAUAAACUCACCAAUUUGCAUCGCCUUGAACUCAUGGGAACUCAUGUGACAAAGGUGCCAAUGCAUUUAGGAAAACUUAAGAAUCUUCAAGUAUUGAUGAGUCCGUUUAUUGUUGGACAAAGUAACGAGUUAGGUAUCCAGCAGCUAGGAGAACUCAAUCUUCAUGGAGAUUUAUCAAUUCAGAAUCUGCAGAAUAUUGUGAAUCCCUUGGAUGCAUUGGCAGCGGAUUUGAAAAAUAAAACACAUCUUGUGGGGCUAGAUUUAGAAUGGGAUUUGAACCAGAUCAUUGAUGAUUCAAGCAAAGAAAGAGAAAUACUUGAGAAUCUGCAACCUUCCAGACAUUUGGAGCAGUUGUCAAUCAGCAACUAUGGUGGUAAUGAAUUUCCACGCUGGUUAUCUGAUAAAUUAUUGAAUGUGGUGUCCUUAAACUUGAAGGACUGUAAGUAUUGCGGACAUUUGCCUCCUCUUGGACUUUUGCCAUGUCUCAAGGACCUGAGAAUUAGCGGACUUGAUUGGGUGGUGUGUAUUAAAGCUGCUUUUUGUGGGAGUAGUGAUUCUUCAUUUUCAUCCUUGGAAACAUUGGAAUUCUCCGACAUGAAGGAAUGGGAAGAAUGGGAAUUAAUGACAGGUGCUUUUCCACGUCUCCAACGUCUUUCUAUACAGCAUUGUCCCAAACUCAAAGGGCACUUGCCAAAGCAACUUUGUCAUUUAAAGGAACUACUUGUUCAGGACUGCAAACAACUUGUGACUUUUGCCCCCAAGGCCAUAGAAAUUUGUGAAUUAGACUUGGAAGACUGUGGAAAGCUUCACAUUGAUUAUCAUCCUACUACUUUGAAAAGGCUCCAGAUUAGAGGUUACAACAUGGAGGCAUCGUUACUUGAAAGGAUUGAGCACAUCAUAGCGGAUACUUCUCUUGAAUCCUUGCGCAUUAGCUAUUGUCCGAAUAUGAAUAUUCCAAUGAACCAUUGCUACGAUUUCCUUGUAAGAUUGGAGAUCUAUGGUGGUUUUGACUCUCUAAUGACCUUGCCUCUAGAUUUCAUCCCAAAACUCUGCGAGCUUGUUGUAUCUAGGUGUCGUAACUUACGGAUGAUAUCACAGAUGCACCCUCAUAAACAUCUGAAGAGUCUCAGCAUUCAUAAGUGCCCUCAAUUUGAAUCAUUUCCCAACGAAGGAUUAUCUGCACCACGAUUAGAUUGGUUUGCUAUUGAAGGAUUGAACAAUUUGAAAUCAUUGCCUGAACGCAUGUCUAUCCUCCUUCCAUCUCUUACUAGUCUGUGCAUACGGGAUUGUCCUCGAGUGGAGUUCUCUGAUGGAUGUUUGCCAUCAAGUCUAAAACAUUUGGAUCUCUUGUAUUGUCCCAAACUUGUUGUCUCACUGAAAGGAGCUUUGGGAGCCAACCCCUCUCUGGAAAGAUUGCAUAUUUUAAAAGUGGAUAAGGAGUCUUUUCCUGACAUAGAUUUGCUGCCACUGUCUCUUACUUAUCUACGAAUUUUGCUUAGUCCAGAUCUUAGAAAACUAGACUACAAGGGUCUCUGCCAGCUCUCCUCUCUUGAAAAAUUGAUUCUUUAUGACUGCCCCAGCCUCCAAUGCUUACCAGAGGAGGGUUUGCCCAAAUCCAUUUCAACUUUCAAAAUUCAGAAUUGUCCAUUGCUCAAACAGCGUUGCAAGGAAUCAGAAGGUGAAGAUUGGGGAAAGAUUUCUCACAUUAAAAACGUUCGGCUCUAUUCAUUUUAAACGGACAAGCAUAUAUGAUGAAACACAAAUUCGAAAUUACUAAUGCACCAAUUCUCAUAUUUGUGCACUUUUGUCAGGGAACUUGGAAAAUAGUGAAGGCAGUGAAGUGCGGAAUUUCUGGCAUCCAUUUGGUGCUGGGCACUGUGUCGUUGGGAGUUGGGGCGGUUUCAUCCAUUCCCUUAUUGGGUGGAUCAUAAAACAGAGUUUUGGUAAAAAAAAAUAAGCCAGGAAACAUUGUGUGUGAUAGAUUUAACACUGGCAUGUGAAGUUUGCUCGUUUUCUUAAAGAUAUAAAAAUCUGUCCACGUCUGGAGCAAUAGUUUGUAGCUCAAAAGUAUUCUCAGAAAACAAAAGGCAAAAGUUCCUGAGACCAAAAGCAUCUAAGUUGAUGACGAUAAUAGCAUGAACAAGCAUAAAUGGGCCCAUUCUAAUAUUGUCUAGCUUUGGAUCAGUAUAUAUGUGAGGGGUAGAGGGUGUCACACCACUGGCGAUGGUUUGGAGACUGAGGAAGCCGUUGGGGUAGUCAACGGCAAAGGAGUCUGGUGACAUGAUGAAGGCAAGGCCGCCGCCAGUAGAGGAGGGGUUGAGGUUGGUGAUGGAGGGGUUGAUGCCAUAAUGUUGCUUUUGACAUGUAAAUUUUUAUUCAGCUUUUUUGUCCAG
Glycine soja is the source of this 5037-nucleotide messenger RNA. Its product is annotated as putative disease resistance protein At3g14460. Gene Ontology annotation, biological process: defense response to other organism. Gene Ontology annotation, molecular function: ADP binding. The record is from RefSeq and is a predicted model, not a curated record. Lineage: Eukaryota; Viridiplantae; Streptophyta; Magnoliopsida; Fabales; Fabaceae. The transcript has 5 exons. The coding region runs from base 677 to 4378 and encodes 1233 amino acids.